Molecule: messenger RNA, 1167 nt
Organism: Trifolium pratense (red clover)
Lineage: Eukaryota; Viridiplantae; Streptophyta; Magnoliopsida; Fabales; Fabaceae
Product: putative RING-H2 finger protein ATL21A
Exons: 2
Coding region: 1-1167 (388 amino acids)
Molecular function (GO): polysaccharide binding
Source: RefSeq, a predicted model, not a curated record
AUGUCUACCUUCAAAAUUUCUUUCAUAUUUUCCAUACUUGUCUUACUUUUUCACUCAACAAAAAGCACAAUUCCAAUUUGUGAAAAAAAUUCAUGUGGAAACAACCCUGAUUUAGGAUUGAAGUUUCCUUUCCAAUUAAGAGAAGAAAAUCGAAUUAGCGAUCGAUGUGGGUACCAAGGAUUUGAAGUAUAUUGCAACGAUAAGAAUCAAACUUUGCUUACACUCUCAAAGUCAACAUUUUUUGUGAAAUAUAUUUCCUAUGACACACAAAGAAUUGGGAUCUAUGGUCCUAAAGAGUGUCCACCAAAACGAUUCCUUCAAAACAUACUCAACGAUGAAUCACCUUUCUUAUGGGACAAUUCUCACGUGAAUGAUAAUAUUUAUGAAAAUGUAACAUUUCUCAAUUGUACAAAUUUUGCAAAUGACCCAAAGAUUGAUGCUCUUCCUACUAUACCUUGUCUAAGCAAUAUUAAUGAUAAUUAUUCUAUCAUGUAUAUGUUACAAUCAUCAACUCUUAAUAAUUCUUGGUGGAAUCAAUCAUGUCAUGAGAUUGGUUUUGCUAAGGUUCAAGUCAAAGAUAAUUCUGGUCAACCAGAGGUAAUCAUGGAUGGACUUUACUCUGAUAUAUUGUUGCGUUGGGACACACCUUCUUGUCAUUGUGGAACAGAUCAAUUUUGUGGCUUUGUAACGGAUAUGGAUCUUCAUGUUACUUGUUACAAUACCACCUACAUUUAUGAUCUCCCAGAUGGAAAUUCUACACCUCAAAAGCCUACAAAAAACUACCUUUUUCCAAUAGUAUGGGGAGUAUCUGCAAUUUUGUUCUUCAUAUGGAUAGCUUUAUCCGUAUACAAAAAUAGAAUGGCGCAAGACAACAGCCAACAAGGACAAACAAUUACAAACAUAGAACCAAGUAAUAGAGAACCACCUUGGUUUAUGUUUGGACUUGAUCAUUCAAGGAUAGAACAAUAUCCAAAGAUUCAACUAGCAGAGAGUGGACAAUUGCCUAAGUCCAUUGAUAAUGUUUGUUCCAUAUGUCUUAGUGAGUAUAAGCCAAUGGAGACAUUAAGGAGUAUACCUCAAUGUAAUCAUCAUUUUCAUGCUGAUUGUAUAGAUGUUUGGCUCAAGAUGAAUGCUACUUGCCCUUUAUGUCGAACCUUGCCCGAGUGA